Ilex paraguariensis (yerba mate) is the source of this 861-nucleotide messenger RNA. NCBI's taxonomy places the organism in Eukaryota, Viridiplantae, Streptophyta, Magnoliopsida, Aquifoliales, Aquifoliaceae. The record is from the annotation of a GenBank genome assembly.
AUGGGUAAAUCUCGGGAUGAUUUUAUAAUUUUCUCACCCCUUGCCCUUUUCCUCGAACCAAUUCCAGUGUUGAGAGUUCUGAACUCCGAGAUUAAGUCUACACAAAGGCAAUGGACAAUGGACGCUGACGGAGCAGAUCGGAGUUCUAGAAGUUUCUUCGUGGCAGUUCACGUCGGCGCUGGGUUUCACUCGCCGUUGAACGAGAGAGCUCUCAGUUCCACCAUGAAUCGAGCCUGCCUCGCCGCCGCCUCUGUUCUCCAAAAGGCCUGGAUCGAGACAAUGGCCAUUGUGGAUACAGGAGGAACACAAAUAAAUUGGAAUGAAAUAAUGACGCAGCCUUAUGAAUUUGCAGUAGAAUGCCUGCAAAUAAACUAUUAUGGCGCAAAAAGAAUGAUUGAAACAUUUAUUCCCCUCCUACAGUUAUCUGAUUCGCCAAGGAUUGUAAAUGUUUCCUCCGGCAUUGGGAAGUUGAAGAAUAUGUCGAAUGAAUGGGCUAAAGGAAUAUUAAGUGAUGCUGAAAGCCUUACAGAAGAGAAAGUGGAUGAGGUACUGAAUGAGUUUCUAAAAGACUUCAAAGAGGGUUCCUUACAAGCCAAAAGUUGGCCUUCUUUUGGAUCAGCAUAUACAGUCUCAAAAGCAGCCAUGAACGCUUACACGAGGAUUCUAGCAAAGAAGUACCCUACUUUCUGCAUCAAUUGUGUCUGUCCUGGCUAUGUCAAAACAGAUAUAAACUUCAAUACUGGUAUACUAUCUGUAGAAGAAGGCGCGGCAAGUCCGGUGAGGCUAGCUCUGCUGCCUGAUGGGGGGCCUUCUGGGAUGUUCUUUGUUCGGAAUGAAGUAUCUACAUUUGAAGGAAAUUGA